AUGACGACUCGUUAUCGCGUGGAAUACGCCCUCAAGUCUCAUCGUCGCGAUCAAUUGGGAUUGCUCGCCGUUCCGUUCGUGCUGCAUUCGCAGCCUACGGCCAUCUUUAACGAGGAGAGCGCCAAACUGGCAGAAGUAGCAAGAGCUACGCAUCAACGCUAUGCGGAGAUUAUGCGCGAUGUGGAACAGCUUGUCAACGAUCACAGUAAACUAAUCCCCCUCAUGGGGCUCAUCCGCCGCAGCAAACUCCGACUGGUGACAUUCGACGGUGACGUGACGCUCUAUGAAGAUGGCUGCUGCCUGCUGGAUGGGAGCCCGGUGAUUCCACGUCUGAUCCGCCUCCUGCAGCAAGGGAAAAAGGUGGGAAUCGUGACGGCAGCAGGCUACACGGAUGCAUCCAAGUAUUACGGCCGCCUGAAGGGCCUCCUUGACGCCGUGAGCAGCCACCCGGGGUUGACGGACGAGCAAAAGAACGGCCUGGUCGUGCUGGGAGGGGAGAGCAAUUUCCUAUUCCGAUACAAUCAAUCUUCUCCAGACCUCUUGACGUACGUGGAGCGCAGCGAAUGGAUGCUGGAUGAAAUGCGACUCUGGCGGGACGAGGACAUCACCGAGCUGCUCGACGUGGCCGAGGCGUCGCUCCGCGAGUGCGUCAGCAACCUGAACCUGCCCGCGGCAGUCCUGAGGAAGGAGAGAGCGGUGGGCAUCUAUCCCCUGGACGGGCACAAGAUGCACCGCGAGCAGCUCGAGGAGACGGUUCUGGUGGUCCAGAGCAUGGUAGAGAAGUCGGAAGUAGGCAGACGGCUACCAUUUUGCGCAUUUAACGGUGGGAACGACGUCUUCGUCGACAUUGGCGACAAGUCAUGGGGCGUUCGAGCCUGCCAGCGGUACUUUGGCGGAAUUGACCCUUCCAUGACGCUGCAUGUCGGCGAUCAAUUCCUGUCUGCUGGUGCCAAUGAUUUCAAGGCUCGACUCGCAUGCACAACGGCCUGGAUCGCCAGUCCGACUGAAACGGUGCAACUUCUGGACGAGUUGGCUGAAUUGGAAGGUCGAAACUAG
Molecule: messenger RNA, 1056 nt
Organism: Rasamsonia emersonii CBS 393.64
Lineage: Eukaryota; Fungi; Ascomycota; Eurotiomycetes; Eurotiales; Trichocomaceae
Product: IMP-specific 5'-nucleotidase 1
Exons: 7
Coding region: 1-1056 (351 amino acids)
Biological process (GO): nicotinamide riboside biosynthetic process; nucleotide metabolic process; inosine salvage
Molecular function (GO): magnesium ion binding
Source: RefSeq, a predicted model, not a curated record